GUCAGAAGUUGAGAACCCAAUCGACAGGCUGUUGGAAGGUUGAUGAAACAUGACAACAAUACUCCAUGAGGUGCUGAGUUCAUUCUUAUCUAGAUGUUACCUGUAUCAUGUCAGGACUGAGCGUGCUUCUCCUGUAGGUAGCAGAGACAUACCAGCAAAGCAGCAGUGCUACACGGGAAUUGAGGCGAAGGUGCAACUGUCAGAUGUUGAGAACUAAUUGACAGGCUGUUGGAUCGUGAAGUCAUCUGGUCCAUCAACAUACAACUCAGUUGCAUGACUUCCACUUAAGUUCAUUUUUCCCUCGGUUUGCUGGUCUGGAUUCUGAGUUAAGCUAAGCACUCGUGCAGAUGCUUUGCUGUCAGUUGUCAAGACAUGGUAUGCACUUAGUGAUGCUUGUCUCCCGAACAAGAUAAACAUCACCAGCUUGUAACGGAUACAGAUAGUUAUGAUUCUGCAAAGAAUUGGUCCAUUAUUGGCAACAAACAGAUCGUGGUGCACAAUAUUCUUUCUGCCUAAUGGCCUUUGCCAGCAGAACUGCUUUUGUUUCUUGACUAUAAAUAGAGUGCACCACAAUGGUUGAGCACUAAAAAAGUGCAUCUGUUCUUCACUUUCUCUUCUAGUCCAAACACAAAAAGUAUCAUCAGUUCAUCCACUAGAAACAUGGCAUGCCAUCAAAGAUCUGCAAGUUUGCCUUCUAUCCCCCACUCCACUGAAUCCAAAGUGGAGGUUGAGCUGCAGGGUCUGCAAACACGCAUCUCUUCGCCAUCUGCGACCAUCGACACAAUGUGUGAUGGUCUGAGGAGGCUUGGAGACAUCUACAACUGCAUCGAGGAGAUCAUGAGCUUGGCCAGCAACCAAGUUGGUCUCUCCUUGCCCCAAAACAAGAAAAUGGUGGAAGAGGAACUGGAACGGUCCCUCGUGGUGAUUGAUCUCUGCAAUUCCAUGCAAGAGAAUUCAGCACAUCUGAAGAUGAGUACCCAGGAGCUGCAACUGGUUCUUAAAAGAGGAGAUGAUGUGGCUGUUCAAAUAAAGGUCGAGUCUUUCAUUCGCCUCGCGAAACAGGCACAAAAGCAUUUCAAGAAGAUCACAAGCAGCAAAGCUACUGCUGAGGAUUGCAAUCUUGUCAGGCUACUAGCAGAAGCCAGAGAGAUGUCUGUCUCUCUACUUGAAUCCACGUCAUAUCUGUUGCCAAAGCAGUUCACCACCACCAAAGGAAGCAAAUGGUCUCUUGUCCCAAAAAGGAAGGUCGUUUGCGAGGAGGAACAGUUGCAAGCGCUAGAGCGAAGUAUGGGAAAUCUUGAGAACGGUGCUGAGUUUCUGUUCAGGAGAUUGAUCCAAAGCAGGGUUUCGCUCCUGAACAUUCUUAGCUCCUAGAUAUUCCUUGGACCUUGUUUCUUUAGCACCUUGUGAUUGGCAUCCUCCUUUUAAAGGAUUUACCAGUCAUAUAGAAUAUUUUUAGUUUGAGUGCAGUACCAAAUGUACAUACAAAUGAUCAGUUGAUAAAAAACAUUUUUGACUUGUUCAUACCAUGACUUAUGAUUUCACUGAUAUUUACCAGGCAUAGCUGAAUGUCAUGUUGAUAUGUUUUUUUCUAGAGUAUAUGG
Molecule: messenger RNA, 1604 nt
Organism: Lolium perenne
Lineage: Eukaryota; Viridiplantae; Streptophyta; Magnoliopsida; Poales; Poaceae
Biological process (GO): root development; shoot system development
Source: RefSeq, a predicted model, not a curated record